Messenger RNA from Cladocopium goreaui, 1428 nucleotides. NCBI's taxonomy places the organism in Eukaryota, Dinophyceae, Suessiales, Symbiodiniaceae. The record is from the annotation of a GenBank genome assembly.
AUGGCGGGCACCACGGGCCACCGGAUAUCGUUGUACAUAGAGGCCCCCGUUCUCAAUCUGCAAAAAUGGGCGGAUGGCCCGCCCAUCGGCCGUGCAGAGCUGAGGGACAGCAGGAAGCUGUUGCAGAGACAGGACAGGGACAGGGAUGUGGGUCCCAGGAGAUUGGAGGAUGCAGAGGUUCAAGGGGCCAUUUUUGAUGUGGACGGCACGCUGUUAGACACUAUGCCCAUCUUCUACCCUUCAUGGCCAAGGACCGGGCAACAACCCAGGUUUGGCCUGAAGAUCAGCGAGCUGGACUUUUACCGCUUGGCAGGUGUGCCAUUGCCUGACAUGGUGCAGCGGCUGCACCAAAGUCAAAAAGGCAGCGAAGCCACUUCUGACUUUGUGAGGGAUUUCCUGGAAGAAAAGAUCCGGUUGCAUAAGGAAGAGGAGGCCGAAAAGGGGCAUCCUCCUCCCAUUGCAUGCGUAGUGGCCAUGGCCAUGGAGUACAAAGCGCGAGGUAUCCCGGUGGCGAUCGCGACCUCUGGCAUCAAAUCCAUUGUGUUGGAUCACCUCGAAGCCGCCGGCCUUCGAGAUUUGGUGCCAGAUGAGCGGAUGGUCUUUGCCACGGAUGUGCCCAAGGGGAAGCCCGAUCCGGCCAUUUAUUUGGAAGCAGCCCGUCGUUUGGGGGUGGAUCCACGUUUCUGCCGAGCCUAUGAGGACGGUGAGAGUGGCCUCCAGUCUGCUUUCUCCGCGGGGAUGGAAACGGUGGACGUGACGUUUCUUCCGGACUACCCGGCCCCAGAGGCGUUGAGAAAGGUGCGUUGCUGGUUGUUCAAGAGUGAAGACGCGACAAAAGCAGAGGAGAAACUCUCAGUCUUUGAGCUCUUCAAGGAGCUGCCAUCGGCUGCGAAAGAUGAAUUGAUCUCAGUGGUAGAGCAGGUUUCCUUUGGUCCCGGCACAGUCCUCUUUCGGGAGGGUGAUCCACCAGAUGAUAUCUACCUCCUGGUUGAGGGUGAGGUGAAGUGCUUUAACAAAUUGAGCGAACAGGAGGCCGGAUCCGUCGGCUCCGUCUCCGUGGGGUCUCCCCGGCGCACGUCCAUGGCGCGGCCGUCCACGCUCAUGUUGGAGGCUGACCUUGGCCUUUGCGUAAACGUCAUCCCAGCCGGUCGAGCCGUAGGUGUGGUGGAGUUGAUGCAGAACCAGCCACGCUCCACCACCGCGGCAUGCUCGCAAGAGUGUGAGGUGAUCAUCAUCAGGAAACACGACUUUUUGAGCUUGGUGAAAGAGAGCAUGUCUCGCGACUGGGUAGAAAGACAAGUUUCUCCAAGCACACCUCGCGGGCAUCCGCGAGCACGCACGGAGCUUUGUGCCCAUCACCGGGAAGUCACAUGCCACCUAUAUGUUCGUCAAACGAAGAUAUCCCAGUGGUCACGUCUUCCUACGUGA